Chroicocephalus ridibundus (black-headed gull) is the source of this 1287-nucleotide messenger RNA. It is a transcript of the gene PGLS, whose product is annotated as 6-phosphogluconolactonase. The record is from RefSeq and is a predicted model, not a curated record. Gene Ontology annotation, molecular function: 6-phosphogluconolactonase activity. Gene Ontology annotation, biological process: carbohydrate metabolic process; pentose-phosphate shunt. The coding region runs from base 231 to 989 and encodes 252 amino acids. NCBI's taxonomy places the organism in Eukaryota, Metazoa, Chordata, Aves, Charadriiformes, Laridae. The transcript is spliced from 5 exons.
GUGGAAAAGGGAAUAACGGGGUGAAGCUGCGUGGGCUCAGCCCGCCUCUGCCCCCCUUUUUCCGGCGGGGCCGGCACCUGAGGGGCGGCCUAGGCCGCGGGUCGCUAGGCCGCGGCUAGGCCUAGGCCGCGGGUUGCUAGGCAACGGCGAGGCCUAGGCCGCGGGUUGCUAGGCGAUGACGUAGGGCGCGUCACUUCCGGCGCGACGCUCCCGGUAGUGCCGCCGUCGCCAUGGCCGCCGGUGCCUGCCGCGUCUCGGUGUUCCCCUCCCCGCAGGAGCUGGGCCCAGCCCUGGCCCAGCUGGUUGCCGAGCAGGCGGCGGCGGCGGGCGGCGGCCGCUUCUCGCUGGGCCUCUCCGGAGGGAGCCUGGUGGGGAUCCUCUCCCGGGACCUGCCCGCCGCCGCCGCAGGCCCCGCCGCCCCGGCCCGCUGGCUGGUGGCCUUCUGCGACGAGCGGCUGGUGCCGCCCGAACACCCCGAGAGCACCGGCGGGGCCUACAAGGCCCAGCUGCUGCCGCGGCUGCCCGGCCCCGGGCCGCGGGUGCUGGCCCUCACCCCCGGGCUGUCCCCCGCCGCCGCCGCCGAGGAUUACGCCGCCCAGCUCCGCCAGGCUUUCCCGGGCCAGGAGGUGCCCGUCUUCGAUUUGCUGGUGCUGGGGGUCGGGCCGGACGGACAUACCUGCUCCCUCUUCCCCGGACACCCCCUGCUCCAGGAAAAAGAGAAAAUCGUCGCUGCUAUCACUGACUCCCCGAAGCCGCCGCCGGAGCGGAUAACGUUAACCCUGCCGGUGCUGAACGCCGCGCGGAUGGUUGUGUUCGUGGCUACGGGGGAAGGCAAAGCUGCCGUUUUAAAGCGCAUUUUGGAAGGUGACGAGGAAAACCCCCUCCCCGCCGCCCGCGUCCGGCCUCUCUCCGGGCAGCUGCGCUGGUUCCUGGACGAGCCGGCGGCCAAAGAGCUGACCAUUCCCCUGGAGAAACAUUCCGUCUUGUAGAGCCGCCGGCCAGGCUCGGGUGACGGCAGCCGCAGCCCCGGCUGCGUGACAUUCCAGGUGAAGAACGCCACAUUUGAUCGUAGCGCUCGGUUGUGGCGCAAAAAACACUUUUCUUUUUUUUUUUUCCUGUCCCUUUUUUCUGGAGCAAUCGGUGCUUUGCCGAGCACGAAUUUCCACGUAAUAAUUCCUUCGCUUCGGUGGGUGCUGGGUUGGAAUCGUGCCCGGUGACGGCGUCAUGCGGUUCGAUUUGCUCACUGUGACGUGAAACGGGUACGCGGUAUUAAACGGAUGGAUUUGG